AUGAUGAUUGAUCCGUCGCUGCGAGAGAAGGUGCAUCGGCGGAAAAUGCGGGCUCAUCGAGGCGGCCAAAGACAUCACUCAUGUCAUGCCAUGACCGGGCUGGAGAGGAUCGUGGACGACUGGCAAGGAAUGAAAAGCUUGACGUCGACAACUAAGCCUCGAGCCGUCCUGGACCCGGUGCUAGUGCAUCCGGGUCUUUGCAUGCACGACGCGUGUCGUGACCGACCUGGCGACCAAGUGGUUGCGGGUCACGAUGGGACACCGACGUAG
Molecule: messenger RNA, 270 nt
Organism: Purpureocillium lilacinum
Lineage: Eukaryota; Fungi; Ascomycota; Sordariomycetes; Hypocreales; Ophiocordycipitaceae
Source: RefSeq, a predicted model, not a curated record